UCCAACCUUCCUUCCACAACAUCCACCAAAAAUAUCAACAACCACUUUGUCCUCUUUUGACAUCUUCUUCCAUCAUUGAUCUACCUUCUUCAUCAUCAAUUGGUCAUCAUUACCAUCAUCAUCAGCAGCUGCCUGCCAUCAUGCACACAUCAGCUCUUCAGCGCGCGCGCCAAGUUUCCAUCACACGCAAAACAACAACUGCUUCUCAGCAUGCGCGCCUCAAUUCCUCGCCGCACACAACGACUUGCCAUCUCGCGCANCAUCGACUUUCAUCAUCGACUUUCAUCAUCGACUUUCAUCAUCGACUUUCAUCAUCGACUUUCAUCAUCGACUUUCAUCAUCGACUUUCAUCAUCAACCUUCAUCACAUACCUUGGUCAUACAUCAUCACCUCUUUUGGUCUUCACUUACCUUGGUCAACUACCUUCACCUAUCUUGAUCAACUUUCAUCAACAUCAAGACAUCUUUCAAAGAUCUUUUGCAUUACAUCAAGACACUUGUCAGGCUCUCACUGGACAUCUCUCCAAGUUUGAAAUCCUUCUUGCCUUUUGACAGCCAGCCAGCUCUCAGCACUCGACAUCUGGGAUAGCACCUCCUUUUCGCUCCAACUGCACUUACUCAAAAACAUUUUGGCACUUCUCCUUUCGCCAAAGCCGACUUUUUCGCCAACUUGCACC
Aureobasidium pullulans EXF-150 is the source of this 676-nucleotide messenger RNA. RefSeq lists its product as uncharacterized. Lineage: Eukaryota; Fungi; Ascomycota; Dothideomycetes; Dothideales; Saccotheciaceae. The transcript has 3 exons. The coding region runs from base 141 to 551 and encodes 136 amino acids. The record is from RefSeq and is a predicted model, not a curated record.